Molecule: messenger RNA, 3516 nt
Organism: Cotesia congregata
Lineage: Eukaryota; Metazoa; Arthropoda; Insecta; Hymenoptera; Braconidae
Source: the annotation of a GenBank genome assembly
AUGCCUCUCAAGUCGCAAGUGUCUGUUGAAGAUGCUGUUAAUGUGUUAAUACGACACAUUAGUUAUUUUGCAUCAGAAAAAUUACCGGAAUGGUCUUCAGAUAUAUGGCAGGUUUUAGCCAAAGAAAAAGAAUUUCAAGAUAAAUGGAACGCGAAUAGCGUACGAACAAAUGUUAGAAAUGAUCGACGAGGAAUUUUGACCAAAGCACGCCAGGAAUGUGGACUCUUCAUUUCAAAUCAAAAUACAAAUGUUGACAAUGGUGACGACUGUGAUGAUGACGAAAAUAGUUUAAGUGACGAAGAUGAUGAUAAACGUGAUCCGGAUUAUUUUAAUCAUGUAUAUUCUGAUAUGAAAGACAAAAUGGAAACUUUUGAAUUAAUUUUUUCCAGACAAUUAUGGGAUUCAAUUAAUAAACAUACUCCUCUGAUUGAAAAUAAACAGACUGGAGCUGGAUUUCAACCAAAAGUUUGGACGGAUACGAUCGCAUUCGAGUUAUGGAAACAGUAUCGACUUCAAUGUGCAUUUAUUUUUAAAAAAGGUUCCAUUCACGAACAUGGGCACUAUUAUGCCACAAUGACUGGCCACUGUAAAAGCAAAUUAUGUCAAAACUUCCUGUUUGGCUAUGUAGAAAAUGAUCCAGGAGAUGAAGGUGAUGUGAUAAUUAAAAUUAAUUGUUGUGACACAAGGUUCACAAAGCACGAGAAUUAUAGAAGACCACUUAGAGGACAAAAAAGAGACGAAAUGAAGAAAGAAGUGAAAGAAAAAGGUGUUAAAGGAGCUGUACACGAUGCUGCUCAAAAACUUCUUAAGCCAGGUGAUACUCAUUGUCCGGUUAUGAGUAAACCCAACGUUUUAUAUCAACUAAAAAAGGAGACUAUUGAAGAUAAUUUUGGUGUAGAUCCAAAAGAUCGACAAGAUCUGAUAAAGACACUACUGUCUAUUGAUCAAAGUCCUAUAUACCUUCAUUCUAUGAGGGUCGUAAGUACUAAGCCGUUUUAUGUAGUUUAUGCUACUCCGUCUCAAAUACAUUGCUACCGAGAAUACCGUCGAUUGCAUCGAAACUGGUCAUCAGUUUAUAUCGAUGCAACUGGAGGAGCAGCAAAAAAGUUUGAUUACAAUAACAAUCGUACAAGUGCGAUAUUUUUGUACGAAAUUGUCAUCAAUUUUUCCGGUACUUCCGUAUCCGUUUUUCAGGUGCUAUCAGAGGUUCAUGAUGCUGAUUAUAUUACCAUAUGGCUGAAAAAAUGGUUACGAGAAGUUAAGCUACCCCCUCAUGAAGUUGUAAGUGAUGGUUCACGUGCACUUCUUAACGCAGUCUCUUUAGCAUUCAAUAAUCGUUCAUUGUCAGAUUACAAUGAAUUAUGUUUUAAUAACAUAAAAGGCACAACUACAAUUCAGCCUAAUACAUACAUUAGAUUGGAUACUGCUCAUUUUAUUCAUGCAGUUAGUUUAUGGAAAUGCUGGAAAUCUGUAACUCAUAAAAAUGUUAAAUCAUUUUAUUUAUAUUGUAUUGCUUUACUCAUUGAAUGUAAUAAGUGGGAAGAGAUGGAACGAAUUUUAAUAUUAAUGCUUAUUAUUUGUUGUACAGAAUAUGAGGAUACAGUAAUAAGUUAUCGUGAAGAAGAAAUUACACCACGAGACGCUCGAGUUGAGUUAGAAACUCUUAUUGGCAACCGAAAAAUUAAGGUAAUGGUUGAGGAUAUAGAAGAAAAAAUAAAAUCAAUGGAUAUCGAUUCUGACAAGAAAGAUUUAUUAAAUGAUAAUUUGUUUAGUGUAAGCGACGAUAAUCUUACCAUAGCAUCAUGGGCAAGUCAUCUUACAUCAUAUCCUACUAAUAUUUUACUUACUGGUAACACGUUAAAUUGUUUCUACGUUCCGCUUUUCAAGGAUCCAUUAAUAAAAAAUGUCAAGGAAUUUCCUCUAUGGACCAAAGUUUGUAUUCCAUCUAAUAAGUUGCGACCUUCAUCUUCUUACAUAGAAGAAGAUUUCAAAGACUUAAAAAAAGUCUUAGCAAAACAAAUUACUCUUCCAGCAAGGAUCGAUAUUUUUGUAAAAGCUCAUAUGAAAUAUUUACUGGGUGGUGUUAUUAUCCUACAAAACAAGUUCACUCAAUUUGUAGAUAAUAACAUUGAUGAUUGUACCAUGUCAAUCGAGGAUUCAAAUCUUCAUGAUGAAAAGUUUGAAGAAGACGUACAAAAUGAUGAAGAAUUCCAAGACAGUUUACAAAAUGAAAAUUGGCGAGGAUUAGGAAAUGAUCCAAAACACGCAAAGAACGACUGGGCAAACUACGAUAAUAAUGAUAAUCAAAAUGAUUCUGAUGAGAAUUCAAAAGCCGAUGGUACUGAGAGUGAAAAAUUACAUUCAGUUUUAGAAAUUGAUGAGGAUGAAAUUGAAAUAAAUGUAAGUGAAUCAAUAAAAAAUGAUCACGAUUAUACAGUCAUAGCAAGUACUCCAUUAAGUAACAGAAUUGAUAAUAAUAAUAAAUUAGAUAAUGCUAUUGACAAAGUUAGUAGGAAAAUUAAAAAAGAAGGUAAAUAUUUUCAAGAUUGCCCGGAGAUAAAAUUAAUAAACGAUUUGAUUAAAUUAAAAAAGAAUAAAGAAAAUAUUCCAACCAUACAGAAAAAAGGAAAACACAAAGAAACUUAUUUAUUGAUAAAUGGAAAUAAAAGUGGACCAGUUCUCUACCAGGGGAUACACUAUAUUGCUUAUAAUACUUGUCCUUUGGACAGUAUUAUACAAAUACUUUAUAAUGGAGCACUCGAGAAUCAAAGUUUUACAGAUUAUUUAAGUAGCUCCAAAAAUCCAGCUUUUAUACUUACCAUGAACUUAUUGAAAAAAGGCGUUAAUAAUAAUCCAAAAAUUUAUGAGAAGCGCUUUUCCAUUCUUCAUCAAUUUUAUAAAGCAUUAGAACCAUCGCAAAAAGAACAAGGGGCUGAAGAAAAAAAUAAUAAAACAACUACAGUAUCUCGAGUAAUCGAUUGUGAAGAUAACGUAACCAGCUUGUGGAAUAAAUUGUUUAAAGAUGACCCUAGUUUAAUUGAAAUUUUUACUUGUGUAUCACAGAACUGUAGUUAUCAGUUGAAGAAGCCAACAUUAGGUGUUAAUUAUCAAACUCUGCUGAAUAAUGGGAUCAAGGAUUUGCAAAAUGCUUUAAUUUUUCACGGUACUUUUAAAAGGUUUUGUCCAGUUUGUAGUAACGAACAAACUUGUGAACAAAAACCUAACGUGUAUAUUUAUAUUGAAUUAGAUGUCAGAAUGCGUAACGAAGUUCAAGGUUUAUCAUGCAAAUUAAGAGAUAUUCCAAUAAUUUUAAAUAUUCAAGAGAAUUCAAUAAAAACCUUACGCUAUCGUUUAUGUGGAGCUAUUGGAUAUAAUGCACGUCAUUAUAUCGCUUAUUGUCGAAGAUUGUCUGGAAGAUGGCGGUUCUACAACGACUUAUUAUCAGCAUCAGAAGCAAUUGGCAAUCAUACUUCAAUCGUGCCCCAUGGAGUAUUUUAUUUAUUAGAUAAGUCAUAA